Messenger RNA from Xyrauchen texanus (razorback sucker), 3913 nucleotides. RefSeq names its product insulin-like growth factor-binding protein 6. The record is from RefSeq and is a predicted model, not a curated record. Gene Ontology annotation, cellular component: extracellular region. The coding region runs from base 240 to 887 and encodes 215 amino acids. Gene Ontology annotation, biological process: regulation of insulin-like growth factor receptor signaling pathway. Lineage: Eukaryota; Metazoa; Chordata; Actinopteri; Cypriniformes; Catostomidae. The transcript has 4 exons. Gene Ontology annotation, molecular function: fibronectin binding; insulin-like growth factor II binding; insulin-like growth factor I binding.
UGAAGGUGUCAUAACUGUUCUCUCUCCCUCUCGCUCUCUAUCACCGCCUUACAGAUCUUUAAAAGCCACUGCUUGCCGUCUCAUACUCGUUCUCGGUUUGUAUCCUCUGGCACUGCAGGGGAGUCCUGGCUGCCUUGCCACUGCACAGGCUGAGCACCAAGCAAAGCUGAAAAUCAAGCAAAGAAAACAGAGAAGGAGAAAGAGAAAUAGACUUCCAGAAAUAGCAUCAGCAGCCACGUAUGACCGAACAGAGCAUGGAGGACCUGAGAUCCGGACGCAAGAUGUAUUUCUUCUCUAACUUGAUGCCAGUUGUCCUGUUGCUCAUUGUCCACUGCGGAUCUGGGUCCCUGGCUAGCCGCUUGGGCCCCCACAAAAACUGCCCUACCUGCAAAGAUGGUGGGGGUGCGGGUCGGGCCUCCAGAGACCACCCCGCUGCGGCCAGAAAGACCGUCCUGGCGUUAGGGGAACCUUGCGGGGUGUACACCCUAAGCUGUGCCAAGGGUCUUCGCUGCGUGCCCCCUCAGCGUGAGCACAGCCCCCUCCAGGCUCUGCUGCAGGGAAGAGGCUUUUGCGCCAAACAGAGCAAAAUCAGUCCCACCGAAAGGCCCUGCCCCACAGUGCCUAAUCCUUCACAUAGUGGUGAAAUAGAAAAGGCUCCAUGUCGUAAGCUGCUCAACACUGUGUUGCGAGGUCUUGAGCUCACCGUUUUCCAGUCCGAUCGUGACAUCUACAUCCCCAACUGUGACACUCAUGGGUUCUACAGGAAAAAGCAGUGUCGGUCCUCUAAGGGCAAGCAGCGUGGUAAUUGUUGGUGUGUCGAUGAGCAGGGCAACACGUUGCGGACACCUGCCAGGGAUGAUGGCACUUUACCAUGUGAUGGAGAGUGAGGGCAGCAACGGCUCCACAGCUCUGAGCCUGGAGGAAGAGAAAGAGGAGUGGUACAGGGAGAGGGGAUGACUUCAGCUCAGUGCAAGAACUGCCUGACCAGGACACACCAGGGAUAAACCACUUCACAUGGAAAGGGCCCUCACUCAGACAGUCCAGACCUUCACAUGGAAGGUUCACAUCACUGCCAUAAAUAAGUCCUCUGCAUCACAAACAGACAAUAUAAGCACACAGAACCAAUGACCACUUUAAGUUUAAGUUGAGAUAGGUCAGCUUUUACAGAGAACUAUUUAAUCUGGGGCCCUAUAGUACAAAUUAUUGUGUGUGUGAUAGCUAUUAACGUAUGUUCUCUCAUUAUGUUCUCUGUUUUUUCUCAGUCGACUCUAGUACUGUUAUGCAGAUGGCGUAACGAUGUCUACUAUGUGCUUACCGUCCCCUCUCCCCCCUCUCUAAAAAUACACUGACAAAACUAUGCUUAAAGGAAUAGUUCAUUAUUUAUUCAUCUCACUCAUGCCCUUCCAAACCUGUAUGCUGUUAUUUGUUCUUGGAACACAAAAGGAGAUAUUCUGAAGAAUAUUUGCGCAGCUCUUUCCAGCUGUCAAGCUCUAAAAUGGAAAACAAAACCCACCGUACAAUUAGUCCUACUAUUCCAAGUCUUUUGAAAUCAUUUGAUAUUAAAGGGGUAGUUCAUCAUUUAUUCACCCUGAUGCCACGCCAGAUGUGUGACUUUCUUUCCUCUGCUGAACACAAACAAAGAUUUUUAGAGAAUAUCUCAGCUCUGUAAGUCCAUAUAAUGCAAGUGAAUGGUGACCAAAACUUUGAAGCUUUGUGGUCAAAAACUUUGAAGCUUUGGGGUCAAAAACUUUGAAGGUCCAAAAAGCACAUAAAGGCAGCAUAAAAGUAAUCCAUACGACUCCUGUGGUUAAAUCCACUGAUCUGUUUUUCACCCACAUCUAUCCUAUCACUUCAGAAGACAUCGAUUAAACCACUGGAGUCAUAUGGAUUACUUUUAUGCUGCCUAAAAUGACAUCAAUUUUGGUCUCUUCCUCACACAAUUGUAUGGCUUCAGGAGACUUGAACUAUAGAGUUGAAUGGACUACUUUUUUAUUGGUUCUUUAUUGGCGUUUUAGUCUUUUUUAAGCCUUGACAUGGUCAUGACCUGGUCACUUUUUGUCAUUGGAAAAUUCUUUAAAAUGUCUUAAUUAGUGUUCCAGGUAAAAACAACAAUAUACGGGCAGGAUCAGGGAGUAACGAAAUACAUGUAAUGGGAUUACGUAUUUAAAAUACAAAAUAUAAGUAACUGUAUUCCAAUUUAAAUCAUUGGUAUUUAGAAUACAGUUACAUUCAAAAAGUAUUUUGAUUACUGAAGAGAUUACUUUGCAUUUUAUUGUCAUCUGUUUAAUUUAAUGUUUAGUCCUUUCAGAUGGAAAACAUUUAUACAUAUAAAUGAUGCGAUCCAAAGUGCAUUUGAACAGCGGUGAAACACUUUCUUAUGAUGUGUUACAUUCAUACGAGCAGACAGAGAAGUACGUUUGGAGCACAAGAAAUAGAAAUAAACCUUGUGUAAAUUGUUAGCUUUACACUAAGUUAAAAUGCUAUUUCUAGACAUUUUACAUGCACAUGUUACCAGGAACGAUCAUAUUUUGUCAUCAAGAAAAUUCAUGUUGGAUCAUAAUUUCUUUUUUCUACUAAGACCUUUGAUAUUAGGGCAAAAAUCAUAUUCUUGAUAAUAAUUGUUAUAUUGUUUUCCUGUAAAAAUAUCUAAAAAUCAUUAAAACAAGAUCCAUUUGAUUAAUUUUGUUUUAGAAACAACACUGCAUAUGAUAUUUAGGUUUUUCAGAGAAUGUAUUUUUAACAUGUGUAUUUUGUCUUACUGUACUGGCAGAGUUUUUAUAGUAAAUCUACCAGUGCUAAAGAAGUAAUCCAAAGUAUUUAGAAUACGUUACUGACCUUGAGUAAUCUAACAGAUUACAUUACAGAUUACAUUUUACAGCAUGUAUUCUGUAAUCUGUAGUGGAAUACAUUUCAAAACUAACCCUCCCAACCCUGUACAUGGGUUUGGAACAACACGAGGGUGAAUAAAUAAUGACAUAAUUUUCAUUUUGGGGUGAACUAUUCCUUUUAGAAAAUGGAAUAUACAUUUUCGUCGAAUUUAUUCUGGAGUAUUACAAAAUUUCCUUGAAUACCUUCCUUGAAGACUUGCAUACUCUUGAAUUAUACGCAUUGUCAUAUAGAGACAUCAAAAUAUUAUCAAAUGUGCACGUGACUUGGAAAGUACUCUUCAUUUUCAUUACUAUGGCACUCUGACUGCAAAUACGUGUUGUGGAUUAUUUGUACAUAUGUAUGUUAUUUUCGUGGUUGGUUGUGUCAUAAGGUGGAACUAUUCUUGAAUGCUGAUGCCUGUUACCUUUUUUGAGAAGUUGUAAGACAUAUUUUUAUAUAUUUCAAUAUGCUAUAUUAUAUUGCUGGUUUAUUUAAUGAACUAUAAUGCCAUGUAUUUUUAUAUUGUCAGCAGUUUUUCAUUGUCAAAAUAGAGCUUAUUUUAUUUGCUGAGAGAGCGAGCGACAUGCAUUGGUGCACCUUACUAUGGAACAGGCUAGAAAAAAAUGACAAAUACACAUUUUAAACACACCCCUUAGAGAGUAAUUACUGCUGUACAUGUGUUUGUUUUUAUAAAAUUAUUAUUUCAUUUCACUUUUUUUUAUUAUUUAUGUUGAUCUGUUGACCCUUCAGUGUUUGAAAGUGUUAUUAUAUUGCUUAAAAGUCUUCAAAGUUUCAGAUUGUAUUCUGGUUUUGCUUUUAAAUUUUGUUCAGAAUUCUGUGUUUACUCGUUCCCACAAAUUCAUUGAGAAAAAGUACACAAAAUAAUGUCUGAUAAAAUGUACCUCACACUGAAUUUGUUGUAUCAAUAUAUGUGCCAGUCAUUGUGGGCCCUUGAAAAAGGAAGACCUGCAAAAAACAACUAUGAGAAAAAAAACUGACACAAAGAAAAAUAAAUUGACUAUAUAAAAAAGGCUUGACUAUUUGC